Molecule: messenger RNA, 3670 nt
Organism: Triticum aestivum (bread wheat)
Lineage: Eukaryota; Viridiplantae; Streptophyta; Magnoliopsida; Poales; Poaceae
Exons: 2
Coding region: 152-1300 (382 amino acids)
Source: RefSeq, a predicted model, not a curated record
AAUGCACGUGCAUUAUUAUUAUUAUCCAUACCGUUCAGUCGUGCAAGUGAAAAGCAAUAAUGACGAUAUAUGAUGGACUGAUCGGGAGGGAGCCAUCACCUAACGCACGGGGUUAUGAAAAAAUUCCCUAUCCGCCGAUCCGCCGCCGCCGAUGCGCUGUAGGAGGUCGCCCGAUCCGCCGCCGCCGAUGCGCUGGGCGGCGACUUUCUCCUCGGCCUUCCUCGACGGCAGGACGGACUGGCGGCCCGGCUCGCUCUUCCUAGAUCGGCCUGCUUUCUGCUUUCUGCGGAAUGGCGACGACAAGAUCGAGGAAGGUCGACAUCUUCGGACAGGGGAGAGGAUUCAGAGCGGGACUGAGAUGGUGUUACUGGAUUGUGUCGUACGCGUCGGUGGUCGUGUCUUCCCAGAGCGACGGCGGCUUACCUUGGCUCCGGGUGAUCUCUCCCGUGCAGUGGGGUCUCCGAGCUCCGGAUCAAGAUUCAGGAUCCUAGCUAACGAGCAAACUGACGAAGACGAAGCAGGUCAGUUUGAGGAGACAUCGGUGCCGGUUCAAUCGGUCAAUGCCGUACUCUCCUGUGAAGAUCACGAUGGGUCAGGGGAUACCUGGUCGACGGUUGCUCGCCGGAAGAAAUCAAAGGCGGAAAUUGUCCAGGAAUUCUGGGAGGACGUGGGAUUUCCCGCCAAGGAAUCACGCGUCUGGGAACGUCGGGAUUCCGAGUCACCAUCAUCGUCUUCAGGUCAGAUUCAUUCUGGUUCGUUUUUGGCUGAUCAGUUCUCGGAUGAUUACAGGUCUCAGCAGCGGGGUGUCGACGCCAAACCUGCGGCGACUGCGAAGUCCGCCCGUCGAGGUGUGCCCAUCCGCCCUUGGAAAGGGCCUCUCCCGCGGCCGAGAUCGCUGCAGCCAGUUGCGCUGGCGGUGUUCUGGCCGGAGCCGCCGGUGGCAACGAACGCGGCGUCAGCAGACAGAACCGCUGCAGCAUCAGUGGACGAAACUGCUGCAGCGGCAUGCUCCAAUCAAGCGCUAAAUAUGGAUCGGCCAAUUGAUCAAGCGAAGUCAGCGGGAUGCAUCAAUCACGUGGACGCUGGAACUGGAUCCAUUGCUCUCGCGGAGGCUGGUGGGCCACAAGUGCGUGCGACUCCACGUUUGGGCCUUACUCUCAGAAGGACCGAUCUGCUUCAAGGCUCACGUCGCCCUAGCACGCGAUCCCCAUCGCUCAGCCGCACCUCCUCCUUGGCCGCACCGCUUCGCUCCUACGCCGCCGUCCUGCGACAACCCUCGCCGGCGAUAAUGGCUAGCUGAAACAUCGAUGGUACCAAGGGACCCACGCCGGCCGGGACAGGAACGACGAACCCGAUGAUCUCAGCCGGAUUUGGGGCUGCCGCCGGUCCGCUGCGCUUUGGCGUUCCACCGGCAUACAUCGCACCAUCUGUCCCACGGGCUGCAGCACCGCCACCAGCGCCUGCCGCCUUCAGGGCUACUAGUCAACCAGCGUCCACAACUCCUGCUCGCUGCAACAAAUACAAGCGCAAGGGGGGACGCCGCGAUGCCGCUACCGCCGGUGCUUCCGGUGUCGUCCCUCCGGCUGCGCGACCUCCGCCACUGUUCCCGCCACCACCGGUUAUCAACACCGCCCCUGCAACGCUGACUCCUGAGGCUACCAACAUUGCACCGGUAGCUGCGGCCUCGACGGAUGCCGCUGGACAGGGCCCUAAAGGGAAGAAAACUGGCAUGUGGUGCUUCAAAUGUCGUUCAGAUGAUCAUCUCUCUAAGAAUUGCACGGUGAUACACUAUUGUCAUAUUUGCAACAAUUACAAGCACCCUAUGCACCGUUGUCCUGUGCUAAAGCAACGAAGGCCCAUGGCGUCGCUCGGUGGAUGUGGUCUUGUAAACGCUAUGUUUGUGCAGCUUCCUGACUCGCUUUUCAAGGAACAUCUCGCACCGCCAACACUGCCGACUGCUCUUGUCACGAUAUCUGGUGGUUCUUUGUGCACUGCUGAGGUGGAGGUAGAGGUUGCUAAGAUCGCCGCGGUCCAGUCAUCAUGGAAGUGGGAAGCCGUGCCGCAUGGAGACAAUGCUUUUCUAGUUUGUUUCCCGUCCCUCGAGAUUUUGAAACGUGUGGCAGCUUUUGAGUACAAUGUUAAAUCACACGACGUGAAGAUUGCAUUCAGUGAAUGGAUAGCUGAGGAGGUCACGUCCGUUCUUCCUUUGCAGCCAGUAUGGGUUCAUGUCACCGGCGUUCCACCACCUCUCCGCCAUUUCCUCGGUUUGUGGGCGGUUGGAUCAAUUAUAGGGGCCACACAAGAUGUUGAUUUGGUUUCUUUGCGCCGGCAUGGUAUUGUGCGAAUUCAGGUGGCUGUACAUUCUUUGAAUAUUUUCUUCAAAGAGGUUGGAUCUGUUGAUGCUUCGGUCUCCUCGGAUGUCUAUGUUAAACUUAAUGGAUAUCCGCUUCGGUUUGUUCUGGAGGAGGACUAUGUCCCGGAUCUUGACUUUAUCCCACGAAUUUGGGAACAUCAUGAUGAGGGCCAUGAGGACGGCGCUAAUCAGGAUGAGGAUAUGCCUGACAGAGAUGCUAGCAAAAGGUCUAAAAAUGUCCAAGUUGUCGGUGACAAUACGACGUCGGAUGCUCAAACUAGUUCAGCGGCUCCUAUAAAGUCUGUACAGAGAUCAGUUUAUGCAGUGGAACCGGGCUGUUCGGCCGGCCGGCCGGACGUGAUUGUGGCUCCAACGGGACUGCCCAUAGCUGUUGCUACUCACGUGAAUGAAGUGGACAAUGAGCGGUCCACGGCUGCAUGUGCCAUACAGGCCGUGGCUGUGGAUCAGGGCCGGCCUAUGGCUCUUGGCUGCAUGCGCCAUGCACCGCUCACCGAGAGUGGUCCAGUCACCCACACGAGCCCGGCGCUCAAGAAGCUAGAUGUUGCUGCCCCGACGCUGCAUGCAGCUGCAACGCAUGCUUCUGCCAUGGCUUCAACGCGAAUAGAGCCGGUCGUGGGUCCCGUUGCGCCUCCAGCCACAUCACCGGUUGGCGGGACGAAAUCCUUGACGACGCCACCAGCCACAUCACCGGCUCGGGCGGCUGUCGCCGCGGUUUCACUGGGCUCAGCACCUCAUUCAUCACCGACCGCUGGGACUGUACAAACACCUCCGCCAUCGUUAAAGUCUACGCCAAGCGCUACUCUGUCGCCGAUGGGUACUAUGUCUGGUGGCAUGACCACGCCCCUUCGACGUAGUAACCAUCACUCCCUUGCUGCUGAUGGUUCCUUUGUAACUGAUGAGCACUCCCUUGCGAAGGCAAUGCGUCGCCAGGCCUUGAGAAAUUUGGAACCCACGCCAGGUUAUUUUCCGGUGUACGCACUCGCUACGUACGUGGUCUAUACUACAACGGCCGGAGUACCAACCGCUGUUCAUGGCGGUGUGUACGCGAUUGGAGCAGGUGGCUACGGAGGUUUUUUUUCCCAACAUGGGUGGCAGCAUAACCUACGGAUCGAGCCACCACCUUCUUCGACAUAGGCAUAGUUUCGGUCUAAAAGACUCUACUGUUGCCGGUGUGUCGAUUUUUAUUUCAUGAAUUUUGUCAGAAUUCUGGAUUUGGCUGUGUGCAUCUUAGUUAUGCAGAGGCCAGGUGUUACUCAUAAUGCUUGUAUCCGCUUGAUGCUACAUUUUGAGAUAAUA